AUGUCCGCCCUGCGCGCCCCCGCCCGCCUCACCCGCCGCCUCCCCCCCGCCCACCGCCUCCUCAGCACCACCCCCCACCGCCUCGCCGACCCCCAACGCCAACAAAUCAGCAUCUCCCCCGCCACCCCCCAUAAAAAAUGGGCCGACCUCUCGGCCACGCAGAAGGCUGGCCGCACCGCCAGCACCGGCGCAAACCUCAUCACCAUCGUCACGGGGAUGGCCAUAACCGGCGCCGUGUUCACGCUCCUCUACUUGGAGGUGUUUGCGCCCGACAGCGCCGCAAACUGGUUCAACACCAUCCACGCCCGCGUGCGCGCGGACGAGCGGUGCGUGGGCCUGCUGGGCAACAGGAUCAAGGCGUACGGCGAGCCGACGUCGAACCGGUGGUCGAGGAAUCGGCCGAUUGCGUUAGUCAAAGGCUUGGAAGGACAAGUAUGGCGUGGAGCAUCUGGCUCUGCAUUUCAACGUAACUACCCUACCCUACUCUACCUGACUGCCAAUGAUACACUUUUGUUUUUGUUUUUUGCUUUGUUCUACGUCCAGUGGCGGAUAGCUGACAUGUGGGAACUGGUGGCUGGCGGCGGCCCAUUUCGUGGACCACUACAGGUAGAAGGGCACAUUGACCGCGGCGUUGUGAACGCCCACCUUGUGAAACGGCCCGGCGAGAGCGAGUAUGCGUACCAGUAUCUGUUUCUCGUCGUCCCAGGGAAACCACCGAUAUACCUCGAGAAGGACGAGUCCAAGAUCGAGCGCGAAGGAGGCCCCAAGAAGCGGCUGUUUGGCGUCCAGUGGGGCUGGUAG
Molecule: messenger RNA, 801 nt
Organism: Morchella sextelata
Lineage: Eukaryota; Fungi; Ascomycota; Pezizomycetes; Pezizales; Morchellaceae
Exons: 4
Coding region: 1-801 (266 amino acids)
Biological process (GO): protein import into mitochondrial matrix
Cellular component (GO): TIM23 mitochondrial import inner membrane translocase complex
Source: RefSeq, a predicted model, not a curated record